Molecule: messenger RNA, 1860 nt
Organism: Diachasmimorpha longicaudata
Lineage: Eukaryota; Metazoa; Arthropoda; Insecta; Hymenoptera; Braconidae
Exons: 4
Coding region: 138-1691 (517 amino acids)
Biological process (GO): RNA polymerase II preinitiation complex assembly; transcription initiation at RNA polymerase II promoter
Cellular component (GO): SLIK (SAGA-like) complex; transcription factor TFIID complex; SAGA complex
Molecular function (GO): RNA polymerase II general transcription initiation factor activity; transcription coactivator activity; protein heterodimerization activity
Source: RefSeq, a predicted model, not a curated record
CAUUGGGAUUCAUAACCCUCAAUUUCAACAGCUAAAAACACACCAGGCAUGAGCACUGGCCCCAAACGAACGUUCUACACUGAGUUUGACUGAGUUUUUGAUCAAAUAAUGUUAUUAGUGUGACAAAAGCUGAUAAAAUGAAGGAAAUAGUGGCUCCCCAGCAGUCUAACCACUCCCUAACCAACCACUUUGCAACGAACAAUGGUAACCCAAGUGGAAACAGUGUGACAAAUGGAAAUAACCAGAGGAGAUACGCUGUACUCAGCACAGAGUGGAUAUCAACAAUCGGUGAGGAAUUGGGUAUGCACCCACUUCCUGAUUCUGUUCUGAAGAGACUUGCUGAGGAUGCCUCAUAUCGCCUCAGAGAAGUCCUUCACAAGUGUGUGACAAGGCUCAGGCACAGCAAGAGGCGACGACUGACCUCAACAGACGUUAACUCAGUGAUAUCCAAUCUCUGUGAUGGUGAUCCAAUCCUAGGAGUGUCAGACCAAAUGCCCACUUAUCACUCCGAAGCCAAAGUCUUCGUUCCCCACGAGACCGUCAUCGACCUCACCACCAAAGCACUCAGUCCCAUCAGUUUGUCCCAACCUGGAGCUCCCUAUCUCCAGGAAACCGAGAUUUGUGAUGCCAAACUAACAGAGACUAGACACAGCUACGCCAAGAGAGCACUGAAGACAAUUUUCAAUGGGUCUCAAAAGACUUUUCAAGUCCUCCUGAACGACUGCUCAACUAACGCACAAUUGGGGGGCGAGGGAAUCAUUGAUACUUUGAUAUCCACAGCUAGGUCAACUGUCAUCUCGAAUAAUGCUCAGUAUACGAGGGUUACCACGAGGACUUGUCAAUUGAUCAUUGCUAUUGCUUGUAAUAGUGAAGCUGUUUAUCCUUAUCAUUUGUCUUCGGUAGAAAAAUUGACUGAAUUGUUGUUGGAAUUGCUCCUCGGCUCUAGCUUUAUAAACCCCCACGUGGAGUCAUUAUUCAAAACUUGUGCAUUGAAAUUGAUGCUGAGAUGGCCCUCAGUAGCAGAUAAAUUCACUCCAAUGUUGGAGGAUGUGUUCGUGAAGGAGGAACGGGGAAGUGCAGCUACUGAUAAAAAAAGACUGACUGCUAUGGAGCUGCUGGCUGGUGUCCAGCCUCUAACGUUCUUCCAGCAGGUCCCCGGAGGUCUUUUGUCUUUAGACAAUGUUGUUAAAUGUGCACCUGCUGGCUCAGUCCUAUGGGAACAAUUAGCCUUGUCUGUUUGUGCCUUGAUGAAGUCAAGACAGCAGGAUCUCGAUUUAUCACCCCUAAUUGAUCAUUUUGGAGACUCAAUACUGCCUUAUUUCAAUCAACAACAAAAUGUACCAGAGGAGAAUCAGGAAAAUCGACCGCCCGUGGUUCUUCCAAUAAUAGUUAGAAGUAAAAUAAAAUACGCAAAUAUUAGACAGAGUUUGAAAAACAUUGGAGACAGACAAGUGACCUUUCCAGACUCGAUAUUACGAGGACCAAGAAGAGAAAUCAGGUUUGCCUUUGCUGGUGGUCGUCCAGUUCCUCCCAACAAUUUACGACGUGUUAGUUUACGUGCCAGUUACCAAAUACUCCGAAGUGAUAUGCGUGCAACAACUGCCCUUGUUGCUUGUAGAAGGCUCCUAAUACUCAAGGAUAAAAAGAAGAACAUCAGAGGCUCGUACAACUUAGCUGAUAUUCAUCUUUAAAUGUUAUUCCCUAAUUAUUUAUGUUUUUCAUUGAGUGCAAAUGGAAGGAUAUUUACGCAUUCCUCAAGCCUCGGAUUUUUUUUGAGGAAUUUUUCUCCAGAAUAGUUAACUGUGAGGACAUUCACUCAUUGUUGAAAUGGAAAUUAAAACGAGAGAGUUGAUGGUAAAA